Messenger RNA from Ruditapes philippinarum (Manila clam), 2857 nucleotides. RefSeq lists its product as uncharacterized. Lineage: Eukaryota; Metazoa; Mollusca; Bivalvia; Venerida; Veneridae. Bases 163 to 2121 code for a protein of 652 amino acids. The transcript is spliced from 2 exons. The record is from RefSeq and is a predicted model, not a curated record.
CAUUUUCUCCGAUACUUCUAUUCACUCCUACCGCUCUUAGACGAAACAUUUUUGUAUUGCCCCAGCUUGUAAGAAAUGUUAGCUAGUGUAGUUUAACAAAUGGUGCAUUCCUGGGAUAUAUAAAUAUAAAUAGUUAGGCAAAGGGGGAAGCAGUCUGCGAAUAUGCUGAAAUAUUUCCUCCCAAGACGUAUCAAGCGAAUUGUGUUUUUGUUACUGUACGGACUGCUUCUAUUUGCUUGUAUAACGUACUGGAGACUUCCGCAGCCGAAUAUUAACAUACCAAUCAAGGAUUAUCUCGCCAAAAACGAAUGGUUACUUAAAACUAAUGAUAAACAUUUAAUAGGGACCAGAAAUCAGACGUGCGUCCAUCCAAAUUUGCCACUUUGGAAUAAAGACAUUGAAAAAAUUAUAGAAAUUUCAGUACCAGUCAAAUGUUCCAGAGAGACAGACUGGGUAUACACCGGAAGUGGAAAGUUCUAUAUUUCUUUAAAAGCCGUCAAAAAUCACGGAGAAAUAAAAUGCUCAUAUGAAGCAAUCGUAAAUGAUAAUGAAGAAUUUAAAAUUUUAGAUCCUGUCUAUCCAAUGUUGAAUGGAAGUGAUCUUAAAUCAGAUGCAUUCAAAGUUUAUUGCAAAGCCUCAGAUGGCAAAACAUACUCUAAUACGCAUGCGUGUAUAGCGCCACAGUCUCCGCGAAUGGCCGGUGAAUAUUCUUCAAAUUCAGAACGUUUUAAUGUGUUAAUUCUUGGACUGGACUCGACAUCGCGGCAAAUGUAUAUGCGCAUGUUGCCAAAAACUUACAAAUAUUUUACGGAAGUACUGGGUGGUUCCCUGCUCGAGGGUUACAAUAUUGUUGGUGACGGCACAACACAAGCUUUAAUGCCGCUUCUCUCGGGAAAGCGGGAAACAGAAAUACCAGAAACAAGACGUGAUAGGCCGGGUGCAAGUUUCGUUGACGAACAUCUUGAAUUUGUAUGGACGCGGUACGAAAAGAAAGGAUACGUAACACAAUGGGCGGAGGACACUCCAGAGUCUAGCACUUUUAACCUUAGAUUAGUCGGGUUUAAAUCCCAACCAGUUAUUCACUAUCUUCGACCAUUUUACUUGUCUAUGGCUGAUUCUGCACAAUCAUAUAUGACAUCAUUUCUAAAUUUGUUCAAAGAAAAGAGAAAAAAUUGUUUGGGCUCAAGAACAACAUACCAAGUUUAUCUUGACUGGAUGAAAGAAGGAUUGGAAACGAACAAGGGAAAGAACUUCUUUUCGUUUGGAUUCAUUUCAUCAUACAGUCAUAAUGAUAACAGUGAUUUGGUACAGAUAGAUGAUGAUAAUGUAGAAUUUCUUAAGUAUUUACGGAAUGAGAACAUCUUGAAAAAUACGUUCCUGGUCAUGAUGAGUGAUCAUGGUUUACGUUACGGUCAGUAUCGAAUGACCGAGCAGGGAAAACUGGAAGAAAGAAUGCCGUAUUUUGGUGUUUACAUUCCGGCUAAAUUCCGGGCAAAAUAUCCUGACAAGUACACUGCUUUCAUGCAGAAUUUAAAUCGCCUGGUAGUGCCAUCAGAUAUACAUAAAACUCUUUUAGAAUUAAUUGAUGAAACGCCAGAAAAGAUGAACAGAUCUGUUUACUCGUUGUUUUCUCCCAUACCUGAAAAACGCACAUGCGCAGACGCUGACAUUGAUCCACAUUGGUGCGCAUGCCUAAAAACAGAAUCUGUUUCCGUUUCAAAUCAAAACGUUGUAGCUGCCACAAAUAAAGUCAUAUCUUUUAUAAAUGAUCUCUUAAAAAAUGUUUCUUCCCUUUGUCAUGGAUUAACAUUACAAAAAGUUAUGAAAGCGUCUGCGUUAGGGACUGAUACAAAUGUGCUCAAAUUCAAAGGAAGUUCGGACCGGGACGGACGUGUAGCGGACUUUAGCGACAAGCUGAGUGCGGAAUUUAUUCACUACCUUAUAACUUUUGAAACUGCCCCUAGUUCGGCAAUAUUCGAAGCUAGUGUUUUUAUGAACGUGAAAACAGGGGAAAUAACUGCCAAAGAAAAUGAGAUAAGUAGACUUAAUAGCUACAAUGAUGCUGCAAAAUGUAUCCAUUCUACUCAUCCGUCCCUACGGCCAUAUUGUUAUUGCCGGUGAGCUAAAAAAUAGAAAUACAUUACAUGUCGUCUGUGUGACUAUUCAUAUGGUGUUUGAUUUUGAAAAUUUCAGAACCUUUCAGAUGACCAGCAAUCUGCUUACACGCUGAAAGCUACCACUCUUUCACACAAAACGGGUCUAAAAAUAUCAACAUCAUGACGUAACAGUUGUAAUGUUUCACUUGACCUUUACGAUCACAACCGUUAUAGUGUAGCGAGUAGGACAGUUUGAGCCAGGUAGAACUUCCAUGAUUACCGCCAUAUGAACACAUCUGCCGGUUAUUACGUGCAGACUUUGAUUUGAAUUUUUUUAAUAAAAUCAACUGCAGAGAAAUUAACUCAGGUGAACACUGCUGUUAAGAAAUUUCGUUGUUUUUGUUUUUUUUCUUGUUUUUUUUUUCUAUAUUUAUACAUGUAUAUAUUUAUUAAUUUUUGCUACAUUGGAAAGUGUUUUCAUUAUUUAUUAUUAUGUCACAUCAAUAAAAAAAAAGAUGACGGAAAGAUGACGGAACUUACCAAAGAUAUCCGAUUGAGAAACAAACUCCACCGUGGUCUAUAAAAGCCUAAAAUAUGUAAUUUGAAUUUCUGACACAGAUCAGCUGGGACACUAAAAAGAACGAUAUGCACAAAAUAAUAAACAAAUAUAUCCUGAAAUAAACAGAAAAUCGUAAUUUUGUGCUCUUUUAGCCCGAUUUUGGUGAAAACGUUGCAACGCUUUUCAUUUUCGGAUCAUUUUC